GCGCGCGCGCACCUGCCUCCAGGAUCCCCGGGCUUAGCUUGGUUUGCCUAAGCACGCGCGGGCGCGCGCGCUGUGUGUUUGCAAAAUAAAAAAAAUAAAUAAGUACAGUAAGUAAAAGCGGGCGGCGGGAGCGCGCGGCGCGUGCACACACCUCCUAGCGCGGCAAAAAAAAAAAAAAAAAAGAGCAGAGCGGAGGCGAAUAUGAUGAUGAUGGGGAUAGGAGCAAGGAGAUACUGCUGCUGCUGCUGGACCUACUGCUCCUACUGCUACUGCUUCUUCUUCCGCCGUUUCUGCUGCAGCAAUCUCCUUCCCGCAGCGGCUGUGGCAAUCCGGUUCAGGAUCAGGUGAAUGACUGCCCGCAAUUCCUCAGGCAAGUCUGAGGACUAUGCCCAAACCUCCCUGGCCCUCACUUCAGCCAUGGAGAGUCCCAUGUUUGACACCAUCCUGGAGACGACGGACGGGGUAACUCCAGACCCCAGCUGGACCCUGCCCUAUCCAUUGGGCUUCCAGGUCUCACUGACAGGCUUCCUGAUGUUGGAGGUUGUGUUGGGAGUGAGCAGCAACCUGACUGUACUAGUGCUGUAUUGCCUCCAGGCUGGCCUCGUCGACUCUGUCAGCAACAUGGUGACUAUGAACUUGCACGUGUUGGACGUGCUCAUCUGUGUGGUCUGUGCACCACUCACCAUGGUGGUGGUCUUGGUGCCACCAGACCGUGCCACCACCCUACUCUGCUGCUUCCAUGAAGCUUGCAUCACCUUCAGCAGCGUAGCCACGGCCACUAAUGUGUUGGUGAUCAGCCUGGACCGUUAUGACAUCUCUGUGCGCCCGGCCCAGCGUGUGCUGACCCCAGCCCGUGCCAUCUUACUCCUGGCCGGUGUCUGGGUCCUGUCCCUGGCUGUUUUCUUCAUACCCUUUCUCGAGGGCGAAUUUGGCCAUGCCAGCACUUGGCAGAACCGCACGGUGCUCUGCGUGGGCCCAGAGGAAUUCCACGCCGAGCUAGGCACCUCUUAUCACCUGGCUAUCCAAAUCCCUACUUUCUUUGCCGCUGUGGCUGUCAUGCUGGUCACUUACGCGAAGAUCUUACAGGCUCUCAACAUCAGCAUCGGCAGUACCUUCAAGCGCAGCCAGCGCCGCAAGACCAAGAAGAGGAAGCGGCGGAAAUCAGCCGAGCCUGGCACCAUCAUGGUGAGCAGUGGAGCGGAAGCCAAGCGGCGGUCCCAACCCAUACCCGCGCUCCCCGCCCCACCCCCCAUGGGAGUACAAGCCUCCGUCUCUGUCAUCAUUGCGCUGCGGCGGGCGGUCAAGCGCCACCGGGACCGGAGGGAGCGCCAGCGGCGGGUUUUCCGCAUGUCCCUGCUCAUCAUCUCCACCUUCCUGUUGUGCUGGGCACCCUUGUCCAUCGCCAAUCUGCUCAUCCUGUGCCUCGGGCCCAGCCCCUUGCUGGGCAAGCUACGUAUCUGCUUCCUAGCCAUGGCCUAUGGCACCACCAUCUUCCACCCGCUCCUCUAUGCCUUCACCCGCCAGAAGUUGCGCAAUGUCCUCCGCAGCAAGCUGAAGAAGCGGGUGGUGUCGGCGUUGCAGGUGGACCCUGCGCCAGGCGGCACAGUCAUCCACAACUCCUGGGUGGAGCCGCCACGCAAAACCUGCAAAGGCAGGCCACGGGGUAGCGAUGGGGCUGAGCAUUGUCUCACCGAGGCCACUAAGGAGUGAGGUGUCAAUGCUUAGUCUUCAGAAAUGGCUACCAGGAGAGCUUGGGUGGGUGUACUAUGAGACCACUGCCUCACCCAGGCUGGUGAGCAGUGGGUGCCAAACACUGAAUGCCCCCCAACCCAUCAUUGAAGGAAGGCACGGUGCCCUCCUCUUGAGGUCACCAGAAACUACACAAAAUGGUGCUAGCUCCUCAGAUUGAUGCCACUAAAGGGAGAAGUCAGGGAGGGAGGGUUAAGUAAGGUCAUGUCAGAUGAGAGGGGCAGCCACCAACACCUCACUGAAACCUCAACUGUUCCCCUUGUACAUGGGACGGCAAUAUUGACCCAUCACUAUAGUCUCUCCCCAUGCCCAUUGGGGAAACAGUCUAACGUUCUGAUGAAGAAUUAGGCCUUCGUGGUAUUGACCAAUUCACCACAACACAUGAGUCCCUUGAGUAUUACCACUAUUACUAAUGUUACUACGCCAUAUUUAUAUAGUGCCAAGAGUUACACUAGAGAUCCCACUCGGGUACAUUCCCUCCAUGUAUGGCUGCAGUCCAUAUAAUACUCCACAAGUGAGUUGACACAGAGGCACACUCACAGAGGCCUAAUAAAUCCACACACAAGCUGCCUCUAUUGCUGGUUAAAUACAAGAGGGAUAAAUUACUCUGGUUACUGAGGGAAGCAGAAGGCGGCCUUGGAAGGGCCAUUUGUGUGUGGUAGGAUGGAGUUAUGAAUAGUUAGAAUCAGCUUGGACCUCACACUGCUCUCAGCUCCGUUGCCAUGCCAUGCUUUUAUCUUCAGAGCCCCUUUAGAAUAGGCAAACUGUGUACUGUUUUAGGUCCAGUGUGUUGGGCUCUCGGCCAUCUCCCAACCUUGCAAAAAGUAGGACGGGUUCUUAGAAUUUACGUCUUCCCUAGACAGAUAGGCAUUACCCUCAAAUGGCUUAUAGUAGGCUCUGCUCCUCAAUCCAUCUUCCAUAUUCAUACGAGUUUCUCCCAACAAAAGAAACUGACGUGGCAGACACUAUUCUGUCUCUUCCGUCAUCAAUGCAGGGAACCACCUUUUGUCUUGUUUUGAAGGUUCACUACAGUACCAGAUGUCCUCAGCUGCAGGAAAGAAGGAUGGAGAGGGAAAUGGGCCACUCUAAGGAGACUCCUAAACAGAGCCCCAUCUUUCCAAGGGUAGACAUGUCCAGGGGAGACUCCGAGGCAACCCUUUCAUUUUGGAGAACAAGAGAGGUGAUAUGGAAUAGAGGUUCUGGAGUGUGAGUUGGCCCUCCAGUUGGGUGGACCUUUCCUGGUUCUUUAUGCUCAGACCAAGGAAACUGGGCUGUGUCCAGUUACCCAAACUCCAGCAGGAUGGAGGGGCACCCAAGGUCCAGAGGGUCAUGAGACCAUUUUGCAAGGAUUUCCAGAGAGGCCAGCUAAUAUAAAAUUUAUUCCUUUAUAUAUUUAUAUCGCACCGUCACUGUACAUGGCACUUUAAAAGCAGAAGAACAAGCAAACAAUCUCUGGCCAUCAGGGGUACGAUCUAAUUUUGCAUUUCACUCCCCCCCCCCCUCCACCAGUGUUGCCAACUAUAUCUUAGAAGCAAGUAGUUACUUGUAGUUGCACGUUGCAAUUACAGUGUGGUGCAAUCAUGCUUCAUUUGUUGAAAACUACAAGUAACUUGUUAUUUGUCCGUAGCAGUUGCUUUCAGACUCUGGGUGUCAAUCGCUGGAGGGAUUGUCCUAAUGAGUAAAUGGUAGUUCAUUGCAAUUUCCUUGCUCUGAGCUCACUAAAACCUAUCUUUGGAACAGUGCUCGACAUGGAUCCAUAUCCAAGGUUUCACCUACCCAUGUCCAGGGACAAAUGAUCUCUUUGGGAAUUUGCUAGGUCUUCCUGACAAUUUUAUAGUAUAUUUCCUCUGUAGGUUUCUGUAGAGUUGUAUUGGAGGGCCAAGCAAAAGGGAUUUCUAGUUCCUCCAACACAACUCUGUGCAUGUUGGGUUCAAAGUUGAGAUAAAUCAAUAGUAUUCAGUCAUAUUCUUGGUUUCGUGUAACUGCAGUCUGGCCAGGAACGUAUUCCCCAAAGAUAAAGGAAUUCUUACUGUAAACAUAGAGAUACAUAGACAUCCAUCCAAAAUAGGUCUUUUAUCUACCCACUCAUCCCAAAUGUGCAUCAUUUAUCCACACUGAACACCAACAUUGGUGUUUUUACAAAACUAUAUAUCAGAUAUAAAGCUGAAGUAAAGGAAUAUUUAUUUAUCACAAGUAUUUAUAAGAUGUCUCACAAAGUAAAUGAUGCAAGCUAUAAUUUGACCUAUCUGAUAAGUGUAACUCAAAGAGAAAAAUUGCUGCUAUUAGCUUUUGAAGGAAUGACUCCUGUGAAGGAUCUUCAAGGUUUUCUUGAAUGAUUGCUGCUAAAUGGGCCAAGUAUAAAUAAAUUUAGUAGCAACUUCCAUCCGUGCUGGGGGCAGCACCAAAAAAGCCUCAUUUCUGGUGCUCACCAGUUUAGCCAAUUUUAUUGGUGGGCUUGCAAACCGAGCUUCCAAAUUCAUGUGGACAAAAUCUUAUUAGCAUAACCUGAUCUAUGCUCUUAACAGUUAACCAUCGAACAACUGGAACAAAAGCCUUGUUACAUGUUCUCUGGCUCCUGUCAAAAAACUGUGUGCCUGGAUUGUGCACCAACUGAAGCUACCAAACUGUCUUCAAAGGCAGCCCUGUGUAAAGCACAUGACAGUAGCCCAACUUGGAGGCAGCUGGUGCAGUCUACAAAAAGUGCCUGGAUUCCUGCUGCCAAGAGUUUGUAGGAGACCCAUCGCAGGAUGGUCUCCUCUGUGUGUAGCUUGUGCUUCUAGCCAUAGGUAUAAUAUAAUAUUCUACCAAUUGUAAUACGGCCAAGGUUGAGAGCGGUAAAGAGUUAAGUGUGAAAUAUGUUGGAAACAGAAGGGAUCCCAAAGGAAAGAGCACAUGAGUAAACUGCUGUCUCUCCAGAUAAAAGUCAGAAUUCACAGAUUUUACCUGGCAGAGCAUGAUAGGUCUUGGGUGAUAAUAGGUUGGUUUAAUAAUUUCCCAGGGGUGACUAUACUGGAAGGUAGGAGCAGAAACAAUUAUCAGACACCUCACAUCCCAUAUUUUCCUAUGAUGCCCCACUGAUUUGUCAAGGUUCACAUAUCCUCCAAGGGCAUUUUAUGACGGCUAUCCCUGGUAGACACACUAUAAAGCCCUUCCCUUGUACCAAACCCUUGCAUUUGAAUGGGAGCAAGGCUGUUUUCGUUUAUUCUGGGUAAGGAUUGAGCUUGAUGUUUUGCCUUUCUAAUCUUCGCUGGGGGAAAAAAAUUGUUAUCGGCUUGAAAUGCUGCUCAUGAGACAGUUAAGGGAGGAGGGGAAAUCCAUAAAUAAAUUAAGAGUAGCAGAAUGUGACAGCGGGCCAUGUUUCAGAAAGAAGGCAUGAUGGUUCAUUGCCAAAAACAAAACAAAACAAAAACACACCUCUGUUGCUGUGUUUUUAAUUAUGUGACAUCAGAGCUCAGGUAGAUGCUUGUCAAAAGAGGAGCUUACCUAAUAGUGAGAAGAGUGUUGUUUGCUCUUAAAAAAAAAUACAAAGUGGGAGACGAUUCCCCAUUUGGCACUUCUUAAUUAUAGAGUCUCUCCUCCUGAGAGUGGGAAGGCACCUGUCAGCUCUUUCACCGCAAGUGCAAAAAUAUGCCAGAGAGGGGACUAUGGCAAAAGAGUUAGUGGGGACGGGAGAGAAUGAGAUGGGUAGGGAAAUUAUUUUGGAAGUGAGGACCAACCACAGCAUUAAGACAGGGCUGCUUUCACGGAGGACCAGGUGCUGAUUCUGCUGUGCCCUGUCGGCAGCAAACCAUGUUCCAGGAGGAACUUGACUUGCUCAUUAUAAGUGAAUGAUGGCAGUCAAAUUGUGUGGAAGGAUGGUGAGGAUCUGCUGUCAAAAUACCAACCAUCUCCCACAAAGACGGGUGACAUGACAGCACAAUGGAUCUUUCUCUGAAUCAUUUUCACAUGGCACGAAGCCUUUCUGAAUGUGCUUCCCACCUGGGGAGAUCUCAGCUCUGCUUUCAGUGCAAUGCAAAGGUGCAGCGAAUCUCAGAUCUCACUCAGAGGUGGCUUUUUGGGGAGGAGGGAGGUUUAAAUGUUUAGUACAGGCAGUCCCUAAGUUACAAACAUCUGACUUAAUAAUGACUCCUAAUUAAGAACAGGGGUAAGACAACAGAAAGUGAGAGAAAUAUGCCCCUAGGAAAGGAAAUUCACUUCUGAAAGAGUUAUCAAGGGGAAAAGGUGCCUCUACUGAAGCUUUAUCACCAAUCCUUGUUUCCACAACAAGCCAAAUUUUUCAAAUCCAAUGAUCACAGAGACAGAAAGUGAGGUGAAAUCUUCUGAACAGAGACACAGACAUCACAAGGGUGUUGACCCUUCCCUAGGCUAUCUAAAGUGUGUGUGUACGUGCACGCACACACACACACAUAAAGGUUUUCCCCUGACAUUAAGCCUAGUUGUGUCCAACUAUGGGGGUUGGUGCUCAUUUCUAUUUCUAAGCCGAAGAGCCGGCAUUGUCCGUAGACACCUCCAAGAUCAUGUGGCCAGCAUGACUGCAUGGAUUACCUUCCUGCUAGAGUGGUACCUAUUAAUCUACUCACAUUUGUAUGUUUUCAAACUGCUGGUCUGGCAGAAGCUGGGGCUGACAGUGGGAGCUCACCCCACUCCCCAAAUUUGAAAUGCAGACCUUUCAGUCAGCAAGUUCAGCAGCUCAGUGGUUUAACCCACCACGCCAUCGGGAGCUCCUAAACACACACACAUACAUACAUAUAAAUAUAUAUAUAUGGCUGGCAUUACACUUUAAAAAUGUACCUUCUCCAACUUACAUACAAAUUCAACUUAACAGACCUCCAAAACCUAUCUCAUUCGUAACUUGGGGGCUGUCUGUAAUUACUUGGAGUUAUUAAAAAGUGUUUUUGAACUUGACAGCCUUGGGAGGAAGAAUAUUUCGUUCUAUGAGUGCAAGACCUAGUGAAACUGGAUGAAAAGGAUCAAAUGUUUACUAGAACAUGGAAACAAUUAUUAAUUAGGGUUGAUAUCGAAGAAAUGCGAUAAUCAUAAUCAUUAACUGUUGAUAGGAUUGCUUAUUAGUGUGGUGUUGUUAACAGUUCUACUGUAUACCUGCCCCACUUAAAAGCAAAACAUCCAAGGUGCUCACUGGCAUCCAGUCUUGACAGCAGUGUUUCAAGGUCUCAAGAGGAGGGUUUUCUAAAUUGCUUUUGAAAUGCUUUUGCUGAGGAUACUGAGCUGUGCGCACAAAACCACUAAGCACAUUUUGGGAAGCAAACACUGAUUGAUCAAUUACACUUGCAUCCCAUUCUUUGAGAAGUUUUGAAUCAUUAUCCAAAUAUAGCCUCUGGUAUUGAAAUAUGUUUAUCUACAUCCCAUUCCUUCAAGGCAGGGUCAGGGAUUUCAGUCUGUGGGACUUAAUUUGGACUUUUGAACCAUGAUGGACUGCCCCAUUUCCCAGAAUAGCACCAGGUUUUAUUGUUUUUAUGCUCUUAUAAAUCUUUUCUUCCAUUAUAAAAGGCUAAAAUGCUUCUCUGGAGGAUUCGGUUUCUAGCAGCAACAGCCUGAAAUGGAAAUAUCCUGGUAUUUUGGGAUGCAGUAUUGGCCUUCAACCUUGCCCAUAGUUAAGAAUAUGGACUCCUUCCAAAUUUCUCUGAAACUGAAUUAGGUUAACAGGCUGAAAUAAGUUCCUUACUAAUGCUAUAAAGCUUUGAGGAGUGCAUCUACACAGCAGAAUUAAUGCAGUUUGGCCGCAGGUUGACUGCCAUGGCUCAUUCCUAUGGGAUCCUGGGAGUUGUAGUUUUUUUACAUGUCAGGAGCAACUUAAGAAACUGCAAGUCGCUUCUGGAGUGAGAGAAUUGGCCGUCUGCAAGGACGUUGCCCAGUGGACACCUGGAUGUUUUUGAUGUUUUUUAAUCCUUGUGGGAGGCUUUUCUCAUGUCCCCGCACGGAGCUGGCAGAGGGAACUUAUCUGCGCUCUCCCUGGGUUGGAAUUGAACUGACAACCUUCAGGUCAGCAACCCAACCUUCAAGUCAGCAGUCUGCUGGCACAAGGGUUUAACCUAUUGGACCACUGGGGACUUUGUCUGGUGAGGCACCAGCACUCUUUGGAAGAAAAUGCCAAAGACCUUGGAACACUAUUGCCUCCAAUAAUUCCAUAGCAUUGAGCCAAGGCAGUUGAAGUGAGUGCCAUACUGCUUUAAUUCUACAAUAUAGGUUGCACCCCAAGAUACCUUAAGGUUCCCAGUUGUCUUCAAAAAAUUCUCAGUAUCAUCGACCUAUCUGGCAAAUGAUUUUUGCAUUGGCAGCUCAUAAGCCUGCUUUUGAUCCAUCUAGUCUUUUGCAGGAUGUCGCAGGUUCUGCAUUGCAGACUUGAGUGGCUGCUUUUAUAGCUGCCACUGUUCAGGCUGCCCUCCUGUUACCUGAUUUCAAAUGCAUGCAAUAUAUUUUUUCGCUUUCUGCCACACCUGAGCUGUGGUUCCCAAUCUUCCAAACCUGAUAUUUGUUGUUGUCCUUGAUGUGGCUGCAUAUUUAAACAAACGUGGCUUGGGAUUGUGGCUGCAGCCUCAUUUCACAAUGUCAGCAGAAGUUAAUUUAUGUAACAAAAGCAGAGGGAGGAGGGGAAAAAGACCAGAAGGUUUCGUGCCUUUUGGAGAAGGAGAGUACCUUAGAUCAACUUAUCAUUUCUUAGCUACGUUUCACCACUUAGUUUCCCUGCGCCGCGAUGAGCCUUAGCCUUGUCAAUUUUUCAUGAGCCUUGAUAGGAUGAUAGAGAUCAAGGGUAUGCGGUGCACAGUCAGUAUUAAAAAUUCCAGCUAUGUUUGAUCUUUUAAGAAUUGCUUGUGGCUAGUUUUAUUGCAGGUUUUCCAGCAGCAGUCCAUUCCCCUCGAUGAUGCUCAUCAAAGCAGCCAUCGAGUUUCCUGUAUUCUCCAUAGCAGCAUUUACCAUGCUGGCUGGGGAUGAUAGGAGUUGUAGUUCAACUCUAUCUGGAGACAUCCCAGGGUUGGGAUUCUCUUCAUUUCCAUACCCUUCCUCUUCCCCAAAAUGUCACUGGGGUGAGUUACCAGAUUCCUUCUUGGGCUUUGCCUCUAAGAAUUAAGCUGUGAUUCCCAACUGUACUAUUUGUCCUGUGUUGUUACAGGACCUCUCCCAAUUUAAAUGAAAUUGGGUUCCUUUGCACUGUAGAUCUAAUGCAGUUUGACAUUACUAUAACUGCCAAGGCUCAAUGUUACAGAAUCCUGGGAGUUGUAAUUUUAAAGGUCUUGAGUUUCUGCCAGAGUUCUGGUGCAUCGCUAAACUACAAAUUAUCCAGAAUGGCAGCUGAUGCCCAGGUUGCCUGAGGGAUUCUGGGAGCUGUAGUCCAAAUACUGUAAAUAUUGAUACAUUUAUUUAUAACCUGCUUACCCCUCCCCCACACUGGAACCCAAAGCAGAUCACACUUAAAAAGCAAUACAAUUAAAUCAGUGCAAUAGGUAACUAUUAAAUAGAAUUAAACCUAUACAGUUAUUUAAAGAAAUCAAUUAAAAUACCAUUUAAAUCACCUUUUAGAACAAGUCACCAAACCAAUGCAGGACGUUCUACUUUUGUAUUAUUGAUGAUACCUAGGCUCUCUGUAGGCGGAUGAGACGAAAGGCAAAACGAGUUAGCAAUUCAGGUGUGGUAAAUUGACUCCUUAGUUGGCCAAAUAUCAUAUUUCCUUGGCUCAGAAUCCCUAUGGAAUUUGUAGAGUUGCCAUAAGUUGACAGGAGACUUGAAAGAGGCAAGAUAUACACAUGGAUUCUAUCAUGAUAAGAAUCUAUCAUCUAAAUAACCUCAGUGCAUCAGAUUCUGACUGAUCUUGGAAGCAAAGGGUUCAGAACCCAAAUCUUAUUGUGGAACUACAGGAUAGAAGAUGGCAAAUUGCGAGAGAUUUUGGAAACACUUGUAAAUGGACUAUAGUUCCCAGAAUCCCCCCAGUUAACUAACUGGGGGGAAUUAUUUGAGUUAUAUUCCAAAAAGAGUAACUAUUUCAUGAUCUGUGUAAGAGGAUUGGGGAAUAUAGCAGCACCUGAACUCUCAAGGUGCCUCUUUGGUCUAGGCCAGUGGUUCUCAACCUGUGGGCCCCCAGGUGUUUUAGCCUUCAACUCCCAGAAAUCCUAACAGCUGGUAAACUGGCUGGGAUUUCUGGAAGUUGAAGGCCAAAACACCUGGGAACCCACAAGUUGAGAACCAUUGAUCUAGGAUUUCAAUGCUAAGAGAUCACCACAACUGGUGAGAUUGCAAGGGACUUCGUUUACAGGCAAUGUUUCAGUAGCAAAGGGGUGGGGGGUUGAUCUGUAUAGUAAUCUGACUUGGCUGUGAAGCACACAUUGCCCUCCUCCUGGUUUUGGUGAGAUGAAAUGAACCUGAGCAGAAAAAUUAGAAUCUCAUGUUAAGUAGAGAAAAAGACUGGCCAUGUUUGUAUCUUGGGUGAGAAGCAAAAUGGAAUGAUAUGGAGUUAGAUGGAAGUAUCGGUAUAUUUUAAAAGGAAAUACACAUUUGCAGAUGUUUAUCGGUGCAUAUAUUUGCAAAUGUAGGCUUAAUUUAAUUUGGGCCAACAUGGCGUAGUGGUUUGAGCGUUAAACUAUGAGUCUCCAAGAUUCAAAUCCCUGCUUUGAUACUGGGUGACCUUGGGCAAGUCACACUCUCAAUCUCAAAGAAGGGCACAGGCAAACUCCCUCUGAACAGAUCUUGCUAUACAUUGGAAACAACUUUAAGACAUACAACGGCUACAACAAUGAAAACGAAUCGUCUCACCAAAGCAGUGGCGGAUUUAACCAGAGGAUCUGCCUGCCUUUUUGGUUGGUUGUGCAGGUGCUAAGAGUUGAUGAGUUUCCUCAAGACCCUUUGGCUCCCUUCUCAUUGCCCUUUUUCCUUCAAGCCAGACUUGAAACAGGAGGCAGCUCUUCAACAAAUCUUCCCUGAAAGCCCUUCAAACAAGCAGACUGUCCUCUGUAAAAUUCAAGGCUCUUACCAUCUCCCCUUUUUUGCCCGUUGUCUGGGCCAAAGUGACAUUUCCUGUAAAUACCUCCCUUCACUCUUCCCAAUCCAACAUCCAGAACAUCCAUCAAUAAGAUAAAUAAAAUAAAAAUUAUCAUGA
Molecule: messenger RNA, 10855 nt
Organism: Anolis carolinensis (green anole)
Lineage: Eukaryota; Metazoa; Chordata; Lepidosauria; Squamata; Anolidae
Product: G-protein coupled receptor 22
Exons: 2
Coding region: 349-1710 (453 amino acids)
Biological process (GO): cellular response to hormone stimulus; G protein-coupled receptor signaling pathway
Cellular component (GO): plasma membrane
Molecular function (GO): peptide binding; G protein-coupled receptor activity
Source: RefSeq, a predicted model, not a curated record